AUGUCAGGCCGCGAAGGUGGCAAAAAGAAGCCCCUAAAACAGCCCAAGGCGAUGGACGAGGAAGAUAAGGCUUUCAAGCAGAAACAAAAAGAGAAGAAACUCGAGGAGCUAAAAGCCAAGGCCGUGGGGAAGGCACCCCUGGCCACAGGUGGAAUUAAGAAAUCUGGCAAAAAGGAAACUCUAGAAUGA
Messenger RNA from Onychomys torridus (southern grasshopper mouse), 189 nucleotides. Its product is annotated as translation machinery-associated protein 7-like. The coding region runs from base 1 to 189 and encodes 62 amino acids. The transcript is spliced from 2 exons. NCBI's taxonomy places the organism in Eukaryota, Metazoa, Chordata, Mammalia, Rodentia, Cricetidae. The record is from RefSeq and is a predicted model, not a curated record.